Molecule: messenger RNA, 1788 nt
Organism: Populus euphratica (Euphrates poplar)
Lineage: Eukaryota; Viridiplantae; Streptophyta; Magnoliopsida; Malpighiales; Salicaceae
Exons: 2
Coding region: 104-1741 (545 amino acids)
Source: RefSeq, a predicted model, not a curated record
CUUCUCAUAGAGAUCUCCUGCCUUCUCUCUACUUACAAAUUGCUUGUUUGUUGUAACAAAAAAAAAAAAAAAUACUGUUCCUUUGUUUCUUGUCCUGAGAAACAUGCAAAGUCCAGUGAGGUUUUCAAGCUGCCGAGGAGUGGCCUUUGAAAUCAAAACUCAUGAAAAUCCGUUUGCCAUUACUGCACCAUCCAUUGAUGAGCUAAAAGGCAGCAUACGAACUUGGUUUCCUUGGCCUCUAGGGAGCUCCUCCAAGGUGCUCCCUUCUUCCAUCAUCAGGUCAACAAGUAGAGCUAGUAGCCAUUUCUGUGAUCUAGAUCUUGAUGGUGAAGAUGACAUUUCUUUGGAAGCAUUAGAAGGAGGAAAAGAGGAGCAAAAGGUGCAAAAACUAACUCCAUUUCCAUCCGCAACUAAGAAAGAGCAGCCACCAAAACCUGCUCGAAAGCAAGAAUCAAGAUUGUCAGUUAUAUUGCUGGACCAAGGUUUGUUCACGGUAUACAAACGACUUUUUGUCGUCUGCUUGACCCUGAACAUCAGUGGUUUGGUACUUACAGGAACUGGGAAAUUCCCAUAUGCAAGAAAUAGAGCUACCCUUUUCUCCAUAGCCAACAUUCUUGCAUUGACACUCUGCAGGAGUGAGGCCUUUUUGCGAGUUGUUUUCUGGCUCGCAGUCGAGGUCUUUGGAAGGUCUUGGAUCCCUCUUCUAAUAAAAACCACCACCACAUCUCUACUUCAAAGUCUUGGUGGCAUACACAGCAGUUGUGGAAUUUCUUCAGUUGCUUGGCUCAUAUAUGCCUUAGUCCUUACUCUUAAGAACAGAGAAAACACAUCGUCAGAGAUUAUAGCAGUGGCCUCUAUUAUUCUUUCCCUCCUCUGCAUCUCUUGUCUGGCUGCGUUCCCUCUCGUCCGCCAUCUCCAUCACAAUGUCUUUGAAAGGUUUCACAGGUUUACUGGAUGGACAGCUCUAGCUCUCCUCUGGACCUUUAUCAUUCUCACUACCUCGUAUGACCCCAAAGCCAAAUCCUAUAGCAAUGAACUAGGCUCCAGGCUUAUAAAACAACAAGAGUUUUGGAUGACAGCAGCAAUCACAAUUCUAAUUAUAAUCCCGUGGAUAACAGUGAGAAGAGUUCCUGUCAAAGUAUCUGCUCCUUCUGGCCACGCCUCCAUUAUAAAAUUUGAGGGAGGAGUAAAAGCUGGUAUAUUGGGAAGGAUUAGCCCAUCCCCAUUAUCUGAAUGGCACGCUUUCGGUAUUAUUUCUGAUGGGAAGACGGAACAUAUGAUGCUUGCUGGUGCUGUUGGUGACUUCACCAAGUCCUUGGUCUCAAACCCGCCAAGCCAUUUGUGGGUUAGGCAAGUGCACUUUGCUGGUUUGCCAUACCUAGUGAAUAUGUAUGAUAGGGUUCUUUUGGUGGCAACAGGUUCUGGCAUUUGUGUUUUCUUAUCAUUCCUUUUGCAGCCAUGUCGAGCCAACGUCUGUGUACUUUGGGUGGCCAAAGGGAUUGAACAAAACUUUGGCAAAGAAAUUCAAGAUAUGAUGAGCAGACAUCCUAAAGAUAAAGUGAUUGUGCACGAUACAGCAGUGCUCGGUCGGCCCAAUGUAUCUGAAAUGAGUGUUGAAGCUGCUAAAAAAUGGGGCGCUGAAGUUGUCGUUGUUACUAGCAAUCCAGAAGGAAGCAGGGAUGUUGUUAAUUCCUGCAAAGCAGCAGGGAUUGCAGCCUUCGGUCCUAUUUGGGACUCAUAGUUCAGUGAUGAUACAUAUUCUUCUACUUUUUCGAAACGGGUUAAAGU